GGUGCGCUUGGCGUGUAUUUGACAGGGAGCACGAGGAGGAGUCGAUACGUCCGCCAUAGAAAGCAGUUCCUCGUCGCUUUAGAGGAGAAUGCAGACUAAAACAGCUGCUCGUGUUUUAACGUGGAGCAGGUUAACGCGGCUGACGUGGAGGGUCCGCUCUGAUUUGGCUGCAGCGCGUCAGGAGAAAAACACAUCUGUGAAUCUAAAUGAGAUGAAAUGUUGUACGUGUUUGUUCUCAUCAUCGGUUCGCAGCUCUCAGGACAUUAGUCUCCUCGAUGCCAGAAUAACCGGUGUGGCCACUGCAUGACUAAUGGAGCAAGGUGUGUCCUGUCCCCACCUUCUGUCUGAAUAGCAGUGAUUCUUGGGACGGUUUUACCAGAAGCACGUCCAACUCUGGACUGAGGACAACAUAUCAUUUGGAGAUCGAUUCUACCCGGACCUACUCUCUGCAGAAUUGGGUCAACUUUACUAAAACAACUGAGCUCAAAAACAGAAAACCAUGAGGUGCAGGAACAUUCCCCGGGUCACCGCGCACGACUGGAGCCGUUCUUCGAUUUUAUCAUCUCAGUUUGUGACACUAGACUGAACAGGGACAACGACACCCUGAAAGAGCUGCUGAGAGUGAACGUGGAGAGGCCUGUCAAGAUGCUGCUGUACAACAGCAGGACGCAAACUGUCCGGGAGACGACCAUCACGCCCAGCAACACGUGGGGCGGCCAAGGCCUUCUGGGGCUCAGCAUUCGCUUCUGCAGCUUUGAAAGAGCCAAUCAAAACGUUUGGCACGUCUUGGAGGUGGAGCCAAACUCUCCUGCAGGCCUGGCUGAUUUGAGGCCUUAUGUUGACUACAUAAUCGGAGCGGACACGGCUAUGCGUGAGAGCGAAGAUCUGUUCUCUCUCGUCGAAGCGCACGAAGGGAAGGAGCUGAAGCUCUACGUUUACAACACAGACGCAGACAACUGCCGCGAGGUGAUCAUCACCCCGAACUCCGACUGGGGCGGAGAUGGCAGUCUCGGAUGCAAGAUCGGGUUUGGUUACCUGCACAGGAUACCUACGCUUAAGGAGGAAAAGAACUCCCGUUCCUCUUCACAGAAUCAUAAGGCAUCUCGUAUACCCAAAGACGGCUACACAGAGGUCCAACUCUCUGCUGUCAUUCCAACCGUUCCAGUUGUCGUUUCGUCUUCUGCUCCAACUGGAUUAGAGCAACCUCUCAGCAGCUUAUCAGUCAGCUCUGAGCCAACGGCUGUCCUCGUUAACACGCCGACAGGAAUUCCCGUCAUCCCAUCGCCCAACCAUGCAAUUCCCCAGCAAACAUUCCCUCUGCCGGUAAAUGGUGCUGUAACACAACCAGGCUCGAUUCCCCUUCCUGGAGCUAUUCCAGCCUUUCCUAAUUUACCAAACCUAAACGCAACUUUUCCAGAAGUGGGUCAUGUUCUGCCGCCUGGAGUUGGGAUACAGCAUGACGGUCUUCCUUCUCUCAACCUUCCAGCUGCAGUUUCCAGUGUUACUCCCGAAUUCAUUUGUCCACCUGUUGCUGUUAAUUCACACACCGCCAUCUAUCCCUCUUCCUCCAUCCGUAUGAACAGUUCACUGACCAAAGCCCCCAACCAUUCAUCAGUGACCAACUCUGGAGCAAUUAAUUUCACUGUAACUGUGGACUCAUCUUAGCACGAGGGAACUCGUGAAGACGACACCUCGCCCUCAAGUCCUUCCACAGUAUAAGCAGUCAGUCGCUGACAAAUUGGUCGUUUAAACCAUGUUUGCGUUUGAGCUCCUGGAGGACGCUGAAGAUACACGUGAGGAAUUUCAGCUGAAUUUAGACAUAACUCAAGGCUGUUGCUAUUCAUUUUCACUUGUCCUCGGAAGCCGAUCAUAAAAUGUGGAAAACUCGAAUCCGGUUGUCAGCAUCAUUUCAUUUUAGUGGUUAGAUUACUGAAAAGUAUCAGGAGAAAGAUUAAAAAAGCUUAAGACGUUGAGCUGCUGAGGAUUUUUUUUUUCAGGUUUGUUUGCGCUGUUGUAAAAUCAUCUUUGAUUGCAAAAAAAAACAACAAAAAAACCCAGUAAAGUUUGAUAUAAUCUUGA
Messenger RNA from Poeciliopsis prolifica (blackstripe livebearer), 2079 nucleotides. Its product is annotated as Golgi reassembly-stacking protein 2-like. The record is from RefSeq and is a predicted model, not a curated record. Gene Ontology annotation, biological process: Golgi organization. The transcript is spliced from 10 exons. Gene Ontology annotation, molecular function: protein binding. NCBI's taxonomy places the organism in Eukaryota, Metazoa, Chordata, Actinopteri, Cyprinodontiformes, Poeciliidae. Bases 646 to 1665 code for a protein of 339 amino acids. Gene Ontology annotation, cellular component: Golgi apparatus.